Messenger RNA from Closterium sp. NIES-67, 2848 nucleotides. Lineage: Eukaryota; Viridiplantae; Streptophyta; Zygnematophyceae; Desmidiales; Closteriaceae. The record is from the annotation of a GenBank genome assembly.
AAGUACCUAGGGAUUGCCCUUCAGCUGGAAAGCUCUUUCGGGUGGACAUCAUAUUGCCCUGCGGUUCCUAGACGAUACCAGAUUAUUUCCGUCGCUAGCUGCAGGACUUUGAGGGGCAGGCACAUCCAUGGCGCGUUUUCUUCUGCUUCCUUCUCUGCUGGUCGUCUCAUUGAUUUUCGCUUAUAAACAGAUAUCCCUUAGCGCGAUUCAGGGCCUGCCAUGGCAGCCUCGAAAGCUCGGCAGAUUCCAUCCCCACGCGGAUCGUGUCACGUUCGUCAUCGCGAACCGAUCGCCAUUCGUCACUCACAUGAUUGCAAACGAGGAGGAUGUUUUUGCGUCGAGCCCUUUUUCCGCCUCUUGGGGACAAACCAGUGGUGAUGAUGCUGGUUUUGAAGGUGGUGGUGAUGUUGGCGAUGGCGACGAUACCGCCGUAACGACAGAGGACGAGGAUCAUGCUGACAAGGAAGACGACAGCGACGCUGCCGUCACUGCCGAUCCCGCCUCCAACGAGCGUUUCGCGACGGGAACCACGGAGGAUGCCACUCCUACCCCUACCAUCGCUGGUCCGUGGGACAAACUCAUAUCCGCGUUCGAUAGUUUCGUGCGCUCUCGCGAUGCGAAUAAGGAUUCCCAGCUCCACGCGCUGUUUACUUCGGUUCAGACUGAGUUGCUCUCUCAGGCGGAGUUAGAGGAGUUGGACGCGGUGAAGAAGGCCUUCCAGGCCGUAAUGGGCGUGGAGUCCGCUCAGGACGCGGAUGCGAGCACGGGGGAGGGGAGCUCAGAGCAGAGGAGCAUGGGGAAUAGGAGCAAGGAGGAUUGGAGCUCAGAGGGAGAUAAGAUCAUCGAGGAUUCCGUCACGGAAAACGUCAGAGUCUCGACGGAAGGCGACAGCGACCUCCUGGUGCACGCACUCGACGUUCUCCCACGCUCUCACGAUCCGAAUAAAGGUUUCCAUAUUUACCGCCUCUUCUCCUGGCUGCAGUUUGAGUCGCUCUCUCCGGCGGAGCUGCACGCUGUGAACGAGGUGAAACGGGCCCUCGUCACGCUCCCACGCUCUCACGAUCUGAAUAGAGAUUUCAACUCUGCCGACCUGUUUUCUCAGAUCCGAUUUGAGUCGCUCUCUCCGGAGGAACUACACGCCGUCAGCAAGUUGCAGAAGGCGUUCGAGAACGUCUCUGGCAUCAUGAGGAGCACGGAGGGGAUCACGGAGGAGGGGAGCAUGGGGGACGGGAGCACGGAGGAGGGCACGGGCAUUGAGCAGGUGGAUUAUGCCCUUGAGGAGGACAGUAGCCACGUGGAGGCCGCUCAGGAGGACGAUGCGAGCUCGGAGGAGGAGGAUGCGAGCUCGGAGGAGGGGGAUACGAGCUCGGAGGAUUCUGACACGGAAAACGUCAGAGACUCGACGGAAGACGACAGCGACGCUGCAGCCACUGCCGACCCCGCCUCCAACGAGCUCCUCGUGACGGGAACGGAGGACGCCGCUGCUGCUGCCCCCGCGGAAGACGCGGAAGACGCGGAUGGCGCGGGGCGUCAGGCGGACCCCCAAAUCUCCGCGCUCCUCACUUUCCUACUCCCUCUGAGUCACGAUAAAGAUUUCAACUUUGACGAAUUAUCUUCUCAAAUUCAGUCCGAGUCGCCCUCUCCGGAGGAACUACGCUUUUUCAACGACGUGAAGAAGGCCUUGGAGGAAGCCUCUAGCACCAUGAAGGCUGCGGAGGAGGGGGAUGCGAGCACGGAGGAGGGGAGCACGGAGGAGGGGAGCAUGGAGGCUGUUCCAAUCGAGGAUGGGGUUUAUGACUCCGCAGCUUCAGGCAACGGCGCUGUGGGGGCAGUCAAGAGCGAUUACGUGUCCCCCACAAUCUUGCCCGAGUGGAACAUCCUCACUAUCACUGCUGUGGCUCUCCUAGUGACGGUUGUUGUGCUCAUGAUGGUUCUUGGCCUCGCAUGCAUGGUCUACGGCCGUGCUGGCCCCGGGGAUAAGGACCCGGUCAAGACCCCGCUUCUCAAGUCCUACCGGUCUUUUGAGAAGUACCCACGCAACCCAGUGCCCAUGUAUGUGCCUCCAACCCUAACGGCCACGUAGAGAGGGAUGGGUUUGGCGCCUCAAGAGAGUACCCACGCAACCCAGUGCCCAUGUAUGUGCCUCCAACCCUAACGGCCACGUAGAGAGGGAUGGGCUUGGCGCCUCAAGAGAGUACCCACGCAACCCAGUGCCCAUGUAUGUGCCUCCAACCCUAACGGCCACGUAGAGAGGGAUGGGCUUGGCGCCUCAAGAGAGUACCCACGCAACCCAGUGCCCAUGUAUGUGCCUCCAACCCUAACGGCCACGUAGAGAGGGAUGGGCUUGGCGCCUCAAGAGAGUACCCACGCAACCCAGUGCCCAUGUAUGUGUCUCCAAUAACCACAUAAAUAGGGAUUUGCAGAGUUUCUGUAGGAGCUUCGUCAAUAAUUCUGUUCUUGAUCAAAGUCAAUUACAGCACCCAUUCUGCUGUGGACGCGCAUGCCAGGGGGAGGGAAUGGCAGGGGGAGGGCAUGCCUGGGGGAGGGCAUGCCUGGGAGGGAGGGGACGGGAAGGAUGCGGGAGUGAGUGCGACGGAGUAGGAGACAUGGGUGGCCAAAACGGGGGCCUGCAACGGGGCUAAACUGCAACGGGGCUAAACUGCAACGGGGCUAAACUGCAACGGGGCUAAACUGCAACGGGGCUAAACUGCAACGGGGGAUGGAAGCAUGGACGAUGGGAGCACGAAGGAGGGGAGCACGGAGGAGGGGAGCACGGAGGAGGGGAGCACGGAGGCUGUCCAAUCGAGGAUGAGGAUAAUGGCUCCGCAGGUGAUUGCGUUGUCUUUGU